Molecule: messenger RNA, 2325 nt
Organism: Xiphias gladius (swordfish)
Lineage: Eukaryota; Metazoa; Chordata; Actinopteri; Istiophoriformes; Xiphiidae
Product: cyclin-O
Exons: 3
Coding region: 711-1895 (394 amino acids)
Biological process (GO): regulation of cyclin-dependent protein serine/threonine kinase activity; mitotic cell cycle phase transition
Cellular component (GO): centrosome; cytoplasm; nucleus
Molecular function (GO): cyclin-dependent protein serine/threonine kinase regulator activity
Source: RefSeq, a predicted model, not a curated record
UUGAAAUAAUAAUAAGAUUAAGAAUAAAAUAUUUUAGUAUAAAAACAAUUCAGUUGCGUAAAAAAAUAAUCGAAUAUACCUUUAAAAACAGUACAUUUUAAUUCAUCACGUGUAACAUCAAUUUCACGUUCGUCACGUGUGCAAUUACAACACCGUUUCACCUGUGAAAAGGUCACGUGUGGGCACGUGUGACUCUCAGGUAUGUGAAAUGUGUGAGACUUCGCAUGUGAAAACAAACAGAAAAGCCACAUGUAAUGGACCAUCAUGGGUGAAACAGCAAUUUACGCUUGAGAGUAAAUCACAGAAUUCAUUUCUCACAUGCGGUUUUCGGACCUUUUUACAUGGGAAAAGUAGCCUAAUGACCCACAGCACACAUGUUUAUUUAUAUAGUUAUUUAUUUUGUCUGAUGAAAUUGGCCUGCGGACAGCAAAACGUACAACGUACGCUCCAGGGGUUGAGGAUGAUUAAUUCCUACGUGGGACAAGUGAUUGUUUAGCCGCCGUUGCCCGGGGCGACGGGAGAAAGGUGAGCUGCGGGAGCGGGGAAGACCCCGGGAAAACUGACGUCAGCUGACGGAACUCCCCUCGCCGUCCCAAGAGCACAGCGUCCAGGAGGCUGCUGCCGUGUGACCUGGCCUCAGUGAGCCACAGCCAGCGGACCGGCAGCCGAUGUGGACGCAGGCUUCGGCGACAGAGUGACAGACCGUGGAGAUGGUGUCCUUUGCGAACGGUGAAGGCGGAUCCGAGGCCGCUUUCAGACGGAGACGGAGGAGCGGCGCAGCUCCUCACCCUCCAGCAGAAGCGCUCACACCGGCUCGGCGGCGGCAGACAGCCCGGCACAGAAAACAAAAACUCAUGUCCAAACUGACUGAUUCCGGUUUCGAGGAAGACUUGGGAUCCUCCCCGAUCUCAUCCCGGGCUCGGACGACUGUGUCCGCGCUCCGUUUGGAUGAGCCGGAGCCCCCCGCGGAACAGCUGCCCAACUGGUACCUGCAGUACGGAGACAUCGGUUACAACAUCCAGAGGGAGAAAGAGGCGCAGUUUCAUCCCUGCAAAAGCUUGGCGCGCCAGCCACAACUGACUGCAGAGGCACGGUGUAAACUCGUCAGCUGGCUCAUCCCUGUACACAAACAUUUCCGUCUGUCCUUUGAGUGCUGCUGCCUGGCAGUGAACAUCAUGGACAGAUUCCUGGCAUCCACAGCAGUGGCUGCUGAUUGCUUCCAGCUCCUGGGCGUCACUGCCCUUCUUCUAGCCAGUAAACAGGUGGAGGUUUGCUCGCCACGGAUCAGCCAUCUCUUGUCGUUGUGCUGCGAUGCCUUCACCAAGGAGCAGCUCUGCAACCUGGAGUGUCUCAUCCUCCUGCGUCUCAACUUCCGCCUCGCUGCGCCCACCCUGGCCUUUUUCCUGGACUAUUACACCAACUGCAUCGAGGCUGCCCAGCUCGUGACUGAGAACACAGGUGGUUGCAGGUUUGCAGGGAUGAAUCCGGUCCCAAGAAGACCCAAGCAGUGCAGCAGCCUUGCACGAAAGGUGUGCGAGUUGAGCCUAGCAGAUUAUGCUUUCAACAAAUACCCACCUUCUCUGACUGCUAGCUGUGCACUGCGGCUAGCCAGUGAGUUGCUGAAAACCAAACAGGGGCUUGUUGAGCAUGCAACCGUCCAGUCACAGGGCGACCAGUGGGACAGUUUUGUGGAGGAAUUAUGUACCCGACCAGCUUCCGCCCAACCAUCUGAGAGCCCCGAGGUUUCUGAGGGCAGCUCUCUCGUCGUGAAGGGCCACCUCCUGCCUGUGGGCCAGGAGAGCUACAACCACAAUCUGGUCCGGGAAUGCAAAGACAACCUGAAGCUGCUGGUGUCAUUAAACCAGGAGACCCUGGAAGAGAUGUCCACUAUGUGACUUUAUGGGGGUUUAUAUCCUAGGGGCUAUUUUAACAAACACAGAGUUGAGGAUGAAGCGCCUCAUUUAUAUGUGUUAAGAUGAAUGUGAUGUUCAGAAGUGAAGUCUGGGUUUCAUCCAGGCCUGUCCACUAAACCUCAUGCACUGUACAGCAUGUAUCACAGGCCAUCAGUCAUACUUGAUGGCCACUGAAUGUUUUACAACAUAACAUUAUUGUUUUGUAUUUAUUGAUAGUUCAUUAUUGUUUAUCAAUGAAGUAUAGCUAUUAUUUUUUAAAUGUUUUAUUAAUUGUAAAUCGAAAUCAUGAUUUACUAUAUAUGCACUGACUCACUGCAGGUUCAUAAGUUAUGUUACUGUUUCAACCAUUGAAUGAAGGAUCUGUGAAAAUGUACUGUAAUGAAUUGAUUGACGUUGUGAAAUAAAUGAUCAG